UUGGAGCGAGUCUGCUGCGUUCACCGACACCGAGUAAACAUCUCUAGGUCUAGUGAUGCAUUAAACAGAAUGCAAGACAAGAAAGCUAAGAGAGUAUCUUUUGCUGACACCAAAAGUAUCAGGGAGUUUUUGUCUGGUGGAGGUGAUGUCUCACAAUGGCACUCGUCCUAUGCUGCCACCGUCUCUACUUCAAGUGAUUCUUCUGAAGCAACAACUGCUGCUUUCGAUGCCAGCAGCGAGUGCGGACACAAUGAGAAGAGCAACAACACAGAGACUUGUGUGGUUGGCAGUCCGCUGGAGCAGGGCUACGAAGAAUACGCAGCUCAAGGAGAGGCAUUCCUGGCACGCUUCUUGCACGAGGGCUCCACGUCGGGCGCUGGGUCUCCGCAUCCAGUCAGUCAUGAUGAACCUGCGGCCUAUGAGUCUUGCCAGCUCACGCAAACUAUCUUGAGAGAUGGGGGGCACAGGAUGACUGAUGUGGAUCUCACUUGUGCUCUUCCUACAUCAAUGGACCUAACUUGUGCUCUUCCUACAUCAAUGGAACUCACUCAAGCCAUUCCUACAUCAAUGGAACUCACUCAAGCCAUUCCUACAUCAAUGGAACUCACUCAAGCCAUUCCUACAUCAAUGGAUCUCACUCAAGCCAUUCCUAGAUCGAUGGAACUUGCUCGCUACCAUGCGCACUGUGGCCCUAGUAAUAUCAUCCAAUGUACAUUGCCUUCGGAAUACAAUAGCACUAGUGAGCCUUCAUGCGAUGUUACAUCAAAGCAAAAAUUAUAUGCCCAUGAUUUAAAUCAUUUACCAAGUGGCAAGUUGAAGAAAAGCACCAUGCCAGAAGAUGGAGAUGAAGGUUUGGAACUUACUGCCCAUAUUACAGGUAACGUGGUCGGGAAGAACAAAAUGCCAGAGCAAUAUGAGAACAAAGAACUCGCUAGCCGUGCCCCACAUCAUUCUUUCCAGACACCUGAGAGAGAAAUGUCCGGGGAAGAUCGCUCUGUUAGUGCAGCACCUGGCAAUACUUUUGAAGAUGUUCCAAAUGCUCCUCCCGAAUUCCAAGAUGACAAGCAAAUGGAGUUGACCUUUGUUAGUAGAAGUGAUUUAAUUUCCUCGAGUCCAUGUGAAUCAGAAGUAAGCAGUAAUAAGCAGCUUACUCACUCAUCCACGCCUUCGAUCCAUGCAUUGAAGAAUGGUGGACUAACUGGAGAACAAGCAGAACCCUUGCCAAGUCGACAAUUUAUAAAGAGCCGCUCUAAACAGAGUCUGACUUUUCCAAAAGAAAAAACUAAGGAUGAAAGUAACGGACGCUUGACGGAAAGUACGCAAAGAAGCUUUUUUUUUGCAUCAAAUUCGGAAGUCAACAGUGAUAUUAUGAAGUCAAGAGUUCACAGAGAAAAUUUUUCCAUUGAAAAUCAGGAUUGUCCUCAUGUUGUGUCGGAUGUUUGUUUCAGUGGAGAAGAGGAAAAGGUGUCUGGAAAGGAGAUGACAUGUUUCUCUCGACCAGAUUUUGGCUCUGUUGCUGGGUCUGUUGAGGCCAUUGGAAGCAACUUGUCAAGAACUGAGCUGUUGCGCGAGGAAACUGCUUUGGGGUUGAAGCCGAGCGCCGAAAAAAUGUCUCUAAAUACUGACACAGAAAACGUUCAUAAAGACAAGAAUAAGUCUCUGAAUGGCGGGAAAAUACUGCAGAAUGAUACGCAAAUUUCUUUAAUGGAAAACUAUCGUGUUGACGUCUCAUGUUCUAGGAAUGAUUCUCAAAUAGAAAUAUUAAACGAAAGUAAGGAUUUCAUCAACAAUGUCACAGCACAACUAGUUGAAUCUGACGACAGUUUCCAAAGCCCCUCUAAACUCCCUGAAACUUCAAAACUUCCUGAAAAUAACUGUCCACCUGAAAAGCCUGGCAAUCUGGUGCCUGAAAGUGAACCUGCUGAAAGGGCUAUAAGUUUCGAGAGUCCAGCAAGUGUUAUGAGCGAUUCUUUGGUUACACCUGAUAAUUUGAUUGGGGCAAAUGGCAGGACAAUUUAUGAAUUGCAUUCGCCUUCAAAUGGAAAGUCUAUUUCCAGAGAACGUCAAAUUGUUCCUACUCAGGAUGAUGAGAAUCCAGUGGCAGAAAAAGAAAUUUUCUUGCAUAGUGAUUGUGUUAACACCAUUACUACAGAAGAAACUAACACAAAAGUGUCUUCCGCUGUUAAAAGUGCAUUUAAAGCUGGUAAUGAGUUACAGACUCAAAUCGACAAACAAGCAAACUAUGUAGCAUCGUCUGUGCCGAAAUCACAGCAAACUGAAGCCCGCAAGGCUUUGUCGUCCAUUUCUUCCAACGUGGAUUUUAAUCCUAAUAAAUCCAGUUCCAAAAUCCCUACGGAGUACUCAGGAAGUACUAGAAAUUUUGAUAGAACUGAAAUAGCCUCGAAAGAGAACCAAGAGGCAACUGCUGAUGCUGCGUGUAACGUGAAAAAGAAUCCCUCUGGAAAAACCACGGAGAAAAGUAACAAGGAAAAGCGCGAGAAGCCUACAUCAAUUCCUGCUGGCUGCUCGAGCUGUCGAGAAGAAACCAUCGUGAUCCGUCAUCGGUCGGUGACGCUGACCCUGCAGCAGGCACCGCAGGAGGCGCUGCUGGUGUGCCGCUUUGCCCCGGCGCUGCGCGUGCGGCUGACACUGCAGCGUGGCACCGACGGCCACGCCACCGUCACCGUGGCGCAGUGUCUCACCCAAGUGGCAGAAGUGAAGCACCGCCUGGCACGUCUGGCGGUCGAGGUGCACUUGGAUGAGCUGCGUCAGUGCUGCGGCGACCUGCAGGGGAGGAGGCUGUGCGACUUGGCCGCUGCGCUGCCGCCGUUCUGCUGCAGCAUCACCGCCAUCAAGGACCUCAUCGCUGAGCUGGUGGCGCUGUCGGCGCAGUGCGUCAUCACGCCUCAGGACAACACGAGAAGUGAAGACUUCGAAGAGGCGAUCAAGUUGGUGGACGAAGGCCCCGCCUUGCUGACACGCUUUGUAGCCGCCGCUGAGAAGUGCAUUAAUUCUUAA
Molecule: messenger RNA, 3018 nt
Organism: Hyalella azteca
Lineage: Eukaryota; Metazoa; Arthropoda; Malacostraca; Amphipoda; Hyalellidae
Exons: 8
Coding region: 70-3018 (982 amino acids)
Source: RefSeq, a predicted model, not a curated record